This is a messenger RNA of Ochotona curzoniae (black-lipped pika), 889 nucleotides long. RefSeq names its product A disintegrin and metalloproteinase with thrombospondin motifs 2-like. Gene Ontology annotation, molecular function: metallopeptidase activity. Lineage: Eukaryota; Metazoa; Chordata; Mammalia; Lagomorpha; Ochotonidae. The record is from RefSeq and is a predicted model, not a curated record. The coding region runs from base 412 to 696 and encodes 94 amino acids. The transcript has 2 exons.
GGGUGGGACCAUCUCAGGGGCUCAUUGUCUGUGCCGCUGUGGGAUCAGCGGCUUAUGGCCCUGUCCCUUACAUGGCCCAUGGUUCUGUCACUUGUAGUUCCCUUUACCAUGUUUGUUUUGUGCCUUGUAAAUGCCUUCAAAUGGGAGAAAGGCAAGGCCUUCGCUCCCUUCCUCUGGGCUUGCAGGUCUGACUGGGCCUUCCGGUCCCCUGCACCAACAUCCUGGGUCCUGCACCUAUAUCCUGCCCAGGGCCCACUCAGACUAGGGGUCUGAUACAGCGGCCCUUCUGCACCUGGAGGAAGGUGAAGGGACUGUGUGAGGCAGCUUAGGAGUUUGGGCUCAGUGUCUUCCCUGAGAACCCAGCAGGGACUUCCUGUGAAGGUGCUGGGAAACCCCUCCUUAUUCAAAAGAAUGGAGAGCAGCGGGAGUCCCAUCCUGAGCUGGCCUAGCCAGGGCACUGAGGGCCAUGUCUCUCCAACCCCAGUUGGAGGGACCAUGCCAAGCCUCUCCUCAGAACCCCCCUUUUCCCUGCAGUCCUUGAGCCUCAUCGAGAUCAGGAACCCUUCCCAGAACCUGGAGAAUGUCUGCCACUGGGCUUGCCUGCAGCAGAAGCCAGACACAGACCACGACAAGUACCACGAUCAUGCCAUUUUCCUCACUCGGCAGGACUUCGGGCUGUCAGGCAUACAAGAUUGAGCUUUUAUUCAAAGAUGUAAACUAUAUGAAAGGGCAGAUCUAAAAGCAGAAAUGGGCACAUCUACAAUCCCCAUUGAAGAGAUAAAGGUGUCUUUUUCUCAGUAAGUAGAACAGAUGAGAAAAUCAGUAACAAUGUAGACAUUUGAACUAAGCAACUUGACCCACUUGAUGUAGACAGAAUGCUACACCACAU